Galendromus occidentalis (western predatory mite) is the source of this 2032-nucleotide messenger RNA. RefSeq lists its product as uncharacterized. The record is from RefSeq and is a predicted model, not a curated record. Gene Ontology annotation, molecular function: protein binding. The coding region runs from base 1 to 1701 and encodes 566 amino acids. NCBI's taxonomy places the organism in Eukaryota, Metazoa, Arthropoda, Arachnida, Mesostigmata, Phytoseiidae. The transcript is spliced from 7 exons.
AUGUGGAAAUUCGUUCUUCUAAUCGUGUUUGCUGCGACUGCAGUGCAAGCGAUCGACAAAGCGUUUCCGCAGCUCAGUAAACCAAGCCGAGUGAGAAUAGGCCAUGUGAACGAACGGCAUGUGAGAGUUCAGUGGGACUUUGAAACUCCAGCGAAUUUUUCCGCUCGCCGCGGAGUGGAGUUCAAGCUGGUUCUCAAAUCGGCGCGCUCGAAGACACGGGAAUUCCAUCCUAAAUUCCCGUCUAAGCCAUUCAUCUUCGACCUCGAUGAACUCACAGCAGGGAAAAGGUAUCAAUUGUUCAUCUCAGCGAUUGCUCCGAAUUGGAGAGACAGCGAAGUCCUUUUCAGAGGUUUCAAGACCAUGGAAAAAGAUUGGCCGAGCCCGGUGAUUACCCAUGUUUCCUCCACCAAUAAAGAGAAUUUCGUCGAGUAUCUCGUAGAAUGGAGCCUGAAACCGAAAAUGGCAGAGCUCCGGCACUACGAGAUCAAAAUGUGUCAUAUGCACUGCUACUUCACGAGGAUAAAACCUGAAGACAACAAUGCGACGCUGUACAUCGACUACGGCUCGACGUUUACCAUCGUCGUCGGCGCUUUCUAUUCUACGCCGAUACUCGACCAAGUGAGACGGGAGAGCCCGAGCUUCCAUCAAGCUACGGGAAGGGGCGAUCCAGGAAGAUCUUCCAAAACGGUCGCAGCCGUACAAAUUGGCAAUAAAUUCCAACUCAAGUGGCAUCUCCCGGUCGCUCCGAACGGUCCGAUCAGCUACUACGAGAUCUUCCUGUCUGAUCCGCAUAACGAAGAGGACAUGUUCGACAAAACCCUUGCCCCUCUCCCUGCGGCAUCCAGACCUCCUGAUUUCGCGAGCGGAACCGUCUACGAGUUGCGCCCGAUAGCUCUCAGCUCCGACGGGAGGGACUACGGCUACCUCGGGAAAUUUCCCGAUAUCGACAUUAACAAAUGCCAAGCGGAGAGAUCACUCCUCCUCGUGAUCGUCAAGAAAGCGAAGCAUGCGGUUCGAUUCCGGAUCAUAUUCACAAACCCCUCCUUCGACAACUACCACACAAUCGACAAAUCCAGAAGCGAACGAUUCCUCUACCUCGGACCGAACAUGCUGAACAUUUUCUCUCUUGAGAACUACCAGUAUUUCCAGAUGAAGAUACGCAACUGCCUGACCUUCAAAGAAAAAUCAGAAGAUGAUUGUGGGGAAUUCAAGGACUUUCAACUCCUUUCUAAUGUCGGAGAGCCUUCUCCUGUACAACGUCUGGCAGCGGAAAUGACGAGCCUGGUAUCCGUCAGAAUCUCUUGGGAGGCUCCGGAAAAUCCUCGAGGCCCCAUCAAUGGCUACCGAGUCUACGUAGAGGAAACGUAUGCAGGGGAAUCAAUCAAGACACACGUCGACGUCCUGCCUACCCAGCGAUCAUAUUACGUCAUCAAAUACAAGCGAUGGAAGCUGUAUAAGAUCGGGGUGACCGCCUUCAAUCAGGAUCUGGACGAUCCGAAGAUAGAGUUCAGCGGGAAGGUAGUCUAUACGAGCAUUGUGGACAACCGAUUGCAACUGGCGUUCCAUUAUGCCGUGAGCGUCUUAUUCACGGCUGGCCUCUUCGCUUCAUUAUUGGGUUUCUUGAUCUUGUGUCCUAAAGGGUACAGAGUUGCGCAAAAUGAGGCUUUCGAGCUUCAAGGCAUGCCUGCCUUCGGAAAUUGAAGGCCCCUCCGUGGGCUCAAAGGCUGUGCCGCGAAGAAGCCCGAAAUUGAGCCCCAGUAUCACUUAUUCCAUGGGCUCUCAGAAGGGAUUCCUACGAAUCUCAUUCCUGAAUUUUGAGUUUUCCAGCGAAUGACACAUUUGUGUCCUACAUUGUCGCGUUUCGAUCGCGGUGGUAUCUCGGCAGAGAAUUCACCCAAUGACCUCCAAUCUAUAGAUUUUGAUUCUAUUGACUCUUUGUGUAGGAAAUUUGUUAUUCUAAAUCAAGCGUGGGAUUUGACUGCACUUAAUUCAUCUUAAUCGAUUCGUGAAUAAAGUACAAGAAAUGAGAUUA